Messenger RNA from Physella acuta, 1030 nucleotides. RefSeq lists its product as uncharacterized. NCBI's taxonomy places the organism in Eukaryota, Metazoa, Mollusca, Gastropoda, Physidae. The record is from RefSeq and is a predicted model, not a curated record.
CAAAAGAAACAAAUUUCAGUAAGACAUUUUUACAAAACUUUUUCAAGUGUAGUGCAGAAGCGAUAAAACAAAUGGAAAAUAUAGGCGGAAAAGAGAAAAUGGAAGCAGCUAUUAGAGGAAAUCAUGAAGCUGAGAUGUGCUAUGGAGGAGAAGCUGAUCUACACAAACAUGUUGCUGGCUGUAUGAAGAAUCCAGGUCACAAAGGUUUUAUACCUCUUAAAGAUUUCAACACAAAUUAUCUCCCCUCACGUUACAAUGACAUCGAGCUCAUGUUUGAGACAAUCAAAACAUUGGCAGCCGUAACUGUCCAGGUAAAGACUAAAUUCACCAGUCUAGAGAGACCAGAGUUUUACCCAGGCACUCAAGUUCCAUAUCCAUGUUAUAAUGACAGAGGAAGUCACGUGAUGAGGUUAGGGACGGGGAGGGUGUGGAGUGUGGAUAAGUACACAGAGAAUGACAGAACUUGUCGUUGUGCCAAGUGUCAAGUCUCUGCCACACCCAGCAAAGUGUGGGGGGAGGUUCAUGUGUUGACAGCCACACACGUGUGUUUGAUGACAGUGAGGCGAGACAGACCAGGUGUGUUUUAGGUUUUGAUGACAAUAAAAGUCCAGUGGUCAGUCUUGAUGGCUGGGAGGUUAGGUGGCCAGACAUUGAAAGUGACAGGUGUGAGUUGAGAUAUGUGACAUGUGACUUAGAGUUGGUUGAUGAACUUGAUAACAUAUGUCGUUACUUUGUUUAUCUAUGUGAGGAAGUAAGAAAUAUAUACAGAAAAAUCGUUGAUGUGGCCAAGUUAACCGUUAUAGUGUCACAUCCUCAUGGCUGUCCUAAACAGGUCUCUGUAGGACGAUGGCCACACAAACAUGAGAGGGAUGGCGUGUACACCAGGUACUGGUACACAACAUGUACAUGUCCUGGCUCCAGUGGAGCGACUGUCUGCAGGCUGGGAUAUUGCGAGUGGUGGCUUCCCCACAGUGGAUCAAACCCUGAGGGAAACUAUAGUGGGGAGUGGGUGUACUGAGGAUGACACAAA